Austrofundulus limnaeus is the source of this 2155-nucleotide messenger RNA. It is a transcript of the gene rab4a, whose product is annotated as RAB4a, member RAS oncogene family. Gene Ontology annotation, molecular function: GTPase activity; GTP binding. The record is from RefSeq and is a predicted model, not a curated record. Gene Ontology annotation, biological process: Rab protein signal transduction. NCBI's taxonomy places the organism in Eukaryota, Metazoa, Chordata, Actinopteri, Cyprinodontiformes, Rivulidae. Bases 131 to 772 code for a protein of 213 amino acids. The transcript has 8 exons.
AAAUCAGCUGGAAUCCACCGACAUCAACAGGGCUGAUCUCUUCUGUCUUUAGCUUGCUGCACAUCUGUCAGCGCGUGUUUCUCGCUCUCUCUCUCUCUCUCUCCCAUCGUUUUGGUGUUGAAGCGCCGCGAUGUCGGAGUCUUACGAUUUCCUGUUUAAAUUCCUGGUGAUUGGGAACGCUGGAACAGGCAAAUCUUGUUUGCUGCACCAGUUCAUAGAGAAGAGAUUUAAGGAUGAAUCUAAUCACACGAUCGGUGUGGAGUUUGGCUCCAAGAUCAUCAGCGUGGUCAACAAAAUGGUCAAACUGCAAAUCUGGGACACUGCAGGACAAGAACGCUUCAGGUCUGUGACCAGGAGUUACUACAGAGGAGCAGCAGGAGCCCUGCUGGUCUAUGACAUCACCAGUCGAGAAACCUACAACGCUCUGACCACGUGGCUGAGUGACGCCAGGAUGCUGGCCAGUCAAAACAUCGUCAUCAUCCUCUGCGGGAACAAGAAGGACCUGGAUGCGGACAGAGAGGUCACGUUCCUGGAGGCGUCACGGUUCGCUCAGGAAAACGAGCUGAUGUUCCUGGAGACGAGCGCUCUCACGGGGGAGAACGUCGAGGAGGCCUUUGUCCAGUGCGCUCGCAAAAUCCUCAACAAGAUUGAAUCAGGGGAGUUGGACCCAGAGAGGAUGGGGUCGGGUAUCCAGUACGGCGACGCUGCGUUACGGCAGCUUCGUUCUCCUCGUCGCRCUCAGCCGCAGGGCACGCAGGAGUGCGGCUGCUAGUGGACCUCGCACACAAUCAAGGUUUGUGAAGACCAGAAGACAAACAGCCAUGGAGGACCUAACAGUGUUGGGUUCAGGUUGCUGUGCUGGUGACCCCCACCCUCCCUGACCUUCGCACGGACCCUUCAGAGUUCCCAUUUCUGCAUGUGCAGAGAGCCCAGAAGACCUCCUGACCCCGCCCUGUCGCGAGAUCUCCAUGGUAGCCCCCCCCCCACAAAAAAAAUCCUCCAAAGGUCUUCUGCUGCAUUGGACCAAACUGUCCCUGACUCAGCUCAGCCAUCCACCCAGGAUGUUUAUUUAACACUGGCAUGAAUGUCCCCAGUUUUAUCUGGACCGUACUGCCCCAGUCUGCCUCGCAGGAAGAAUUUCCAUUUGACUAGUCUAUGAAAAAAGAAGAUUUAAGUCUGUUUUAAAGGUGUCAGGUAGAUUUUAGAGAUUUUAGAUUGAGACAUUUUAAAGAAAAAAAGCCUUUUUAGGCUUAAAAUAAAUCAAAUUCCCGCCCCCAGCUUAACUGUGAAUGCACAAAGGCAACGGGAAUGAAUCUGUCGUCCGACUCUCGGCAUGCAAAUUUCCCCAGAUUCUUGAACCUUUACUGACUGUACUCACCUGUUCCUUUCUUAGUUUCUUUUUUUACCAUCCAGCUGCUGUAAAAAAAACUACUUAACCUGUCUCCUUUCUAAUUGAAGCACCACCAGUCUACCUGCGAACCCACUCCGCCAUUAACCCUGCAUUAGAAGCUCCGCCCCCUCCUUACRCUUCACUGUACAGAGUAUCUGUAAAUAGAGACUGACGCAUGCUUUAUAUCAGAGUAUCUCACCACGAGGACGUAUUACGUGUGUAUUAAAGUAGAUUUCAUGUUCUGCAGUUUUUUUUCUCCUGCUCCGCUGUGUGAGCUGCGACGCGCCGGGUACUUGAAAAACCGGGCAGUGCCGUUUGUAAACGGAUCGGCUCGGUGUGUGUUAUCGGACAGCGUACACACACCUCUGUACCCAAAGGAAUCUGAGAACUGAUUGAUCUCUAACUUCUAACUGCAGCCUGCUUACAUGACUGAUUGUUUCCAGCCCUGGCUGAUACUAACCAAUYAUAUUUCAGGUUUAGAGAUUUAUCUGAUGUACGCUUUCUUUGUUUUGUCAUUUUACUCUUUUUUUUUUUCAGUUUUCAUCAUUACUUUUACAUCAGUCGACUAUAAACUAAAGAAAUGUUUCACAUCAAGAAAUCGUUUCAAAUCUGAUCGUGGCUUUAUUUGUUUCACACCGGCUGUCGUCUCGUGUUCUUUUUUAUGYGUCUGUUUUAUGCACUUGUCAUUUAUGAAUAUCAUAGAUUUUUAAUUUAUUGUUUAUGAGAAAAGACAAAUGUUUUUGAAAUAAAAACAAUUAUAAGUCA